Benincasa hispida (wax gourd) is the source of this 1067-nucleotide messenger RNA. RefSeq names its product LOB domain-containing protein 1. The record is from RefSeq and is a predicted model, not a curated record. Lineage: Eukaryota; Viridiplantae; Streptophyta; Magnoliopsida; Cucurbitales; Cucurbitaceae.
CUGUUUUUCCCUUUGCAACUCCAAAACGAAACCCUCUCUUCUUCUUCUUCUUCUUCGUUUCUUUGCUCCGAUUCCUCGGAAAUGGAAGGGAGUGAUUCAGUCACCACCGUUUCAUCAACUCCACUAUCUCAAUCUCCUUCUUCUUCUUCUUCUCUGGCACCAUCGCCGCCGCCCGUCGUUCUCAGUCCAUGUGCGGCCUGCAAGAUUUUGAGACGGCGAUGUGCCGAGCGAUGUGUAUUGGCUCCCUAUUUCCCUCCCACUGAGCCAGCCAAGUUCGCCAUCGCUCAUCGAGUUUUUGGCGCCAGCAAUAUCAUCAAAUUCUUGCAGGAACUGCCUGAAUCUCAGAGGGCAGAUGCAGUGAGCAGCUUGGUCUAUGAAGCAAGUGCGAGAAUUAGAGACCCUGUUUAUGGAUCAGCAGGGGCCAUUUGCCAACUUCAAAAGCAAGUCAAUGAGCUUCAAGCGCAGCUAGCCAAGGCUCAGGCAGAGGUUGUGAAUAUGCAAUGCCAACAAGCCAAUCUUGUGUCCUUUGUUUGCAGGGAAUUGGCUCAGUCUCAUCAGUCUUUUGAUGAUUUCAAUGGCAGCCCUCAUAAUGGCUUAUUCCAGAGCAUCAGUCCAAGUUACUUUGAUGAUAGCAAUGUAAACUCAUUGUGGGAACCUCUUUGGACAUGAAUUAUCUGACUUCACUCUUUUUCUUUUAGUGUAUGCAUGUAAGGUGUUUGAUAAAAUGUUCCAAUGAAGUUUCUCCAAAUUCUUAAAGCCAAUUUGUGGUUGUGGAGUAGGAGAAACUUUGUGGAAAAUACAACAGAAAUUUACUUUCUUUGUUAUGAUUAAAUUAUUGUACUGAAAUGGACAAAACAAAAGGAGGGAAACCAAAGCUUUAUUAGGGAUAUGUCUUUAUCCAUAAUCUCUCUGUUUAGGCCAAAAAAGAAAGAGGGAGAAAAAAAAAGAAAAAAAGAAAAAAAAGGCAGAUGCUUGGCAUAAUCAGUGUGAAAGAGAUGUAUACCAAUUGCUUAACCAUCUUUACUUUGAAAUAAAAUAUUCAUUAACAAGUCAUAUAUUUUCAUAAA